UAACGUAGUGUUGGAAAAGUCCGGCUGCCAUUUAAGUAGCGCACGUGGAGUAAAUUCUCACGUUUUUAUAUCAGCUACUAAAACCAGUUAAAUUAAGUUAAAACUAUGGGUCGCAAAGCUGAAUAUAGUGAGAAACCGAAGAAGGGACCUGGCCGCAAGGCACGCAAACAGGGACCACCCGUCUUCCGCAAGAAAUCCUUUGCUCCCAUGGAGGAGGAGGAUAAAAAGCUUUCCCACCGUCAAAAGCAACGUUUCGUCAAGCGGGAGCAAAAGAAAGUAGUCCAGAAAGCGAAACUCCAGGAAAAGCGGGCCAAGGGUGCUCAGAAGCAGCCACAAGUCAGACGCAAAACGGCCUACAACAGCGACAGCGAACCAGAGGAGGAAGUGGAGGCCCAAGAGGCUUCAUCCGACGAAGAGGUGCCACAAUUGGUGCCAGCACCCAUAAAUACAAAAUCGGCAGCUCCCAAGGGCUUCACAGACGACAACGAUGCCUGGUUAAAGCCCAAAAAGGGAAAGAAGCUGCCAGAACCCGAGUCUGAGGAUGAAGAGGAAUUGGAGGAAGACUCUGAGGAUGAAAAUGGCCUAGAAGCUGCAGAGUCGGCUGAGGAAGACGAGGAGGAGGAGGCGGAGGACGACGAUGAAGAUGAUGAAGAGGAGGACUCCGAUGAAGACACCGCUCAGGUUGGCAAGCUGGCCGAUCUUUCCGACGAUGAGGCCAAUUCGGACGAUGACUUUGACAUUUCCGGGGACGAGGAUGCUGCCGAGGCAGAGAGCGAUGAGGAUGAUGACGACGACGACGAUGAUGAUGACAAGCUGCCCAUUGAGCGUGCCAACAAGAAGCUCAAGAAGCGCGAGGCCAAGGACGCCCAGCUGGCCGAGGAGGAAAUGCAGAUGACGGUUGAUCAUCAGGAUGUUUUCCAGCUGCCCACCGAGGAGGAAAAGACCGAGGAACUCACCCUGCAGCAGGUGCAGCAGCGCAUCAAAGAUGUUACCUUGGUUUUGUCCGAUUUCAAGAAAUAUCGUCAGGCGGAUCGUUCUCGCGGGGAGUACAUUGAGCUGCUGCGCCAGGAUUUGUGCCUGUACUACAGCUACAAUGAGUUUUUAAUGGAAAAGCUGAUGGACAUGUUCCCGCUAACCGAACUCAUGGAGUACCUCGAGGCCUCGGAGGUGGCCCGUCCACUAACCAUCCGCACCAACACGCUGAAGACACGUCGUCGAGACUUGGCCGCUGCUCUGAUCAAUCGUGGCGUCAAUUUGGAUCCCCUGGGCAAGUGGACCAAGGUGGGACUGGUGGUCUUCAACUCGACGGUGCCGCUGGGUGCCACACCCGAGUACUUGGCCGGUCACUACAUGUGCCAGGGUGCCUCCUCGCUGCUGCCGGUGAUGGCGCUCGCUCCGCAGGAGAACGAACGCAUCCUGGAUAUGUGCUCGGCCCCUGGUGGCAAGGGAUCGCACAUUGCUUCGAUAAUGAAGAACACCGGAACGCUGUUCGCCAACGACUUCAAUCGUGAUCGCGUCAAGGCUGUUCAGGCCAAUUUCCAUCGGCUGGGCAUUGUGAAUGCGAUCAUCAGCUGCGAGGAUGGCACCAAGUUCAGGAACAUUAUCACCGGUUUCGAUCGCGUCCUGCUCGAUGCUCCCUGCACUGGCACUGGUGUGGUCUCCAAGGAUCCCAGUGUGAAGACCACCAAGUCUGAGGUGGAUGUUCAGAGGUGUUACAACCUGCAGCGCAAACUUCUGCUCUCGGCCAUUGAUUGUGUGGACGCGAAAUCGAAGACAGGUGGAUUUAUUGUAUACUCCACCUGCUCCGUGCUGCCGGAGGAGAAUGAAUGGGUCAUCGACUACGCGCUUAAGAAGCGCAAUGUCAAGCUGGUGGAUACCGGCCUGAACUUUGGCGUCAAUGGCUUUACAAAUUUCCGCCAGCACCGCUUCCAUCCCAGCUUGAACCUUACCCGGCGCUACUAUCCGCACACCCACAACAUGGAUGGAUUCUACGUGGCCAAGCUGCAGAAGUUCUCCAACACCAUACCGCUGACCAAGGAGCAGCAGGAGGAGGAUGAGAAGCAAUUGGACGCCGCCAUCGAGGCUGAAGCGGCCUCCGCCGCAGAAAGUGCAACUGAAGGGGAAGCUGAAAAGGAGACGGAAGCUGGUGACAAGGUUCCCCGCAAGCUUUUGGGCAAGCGUGCCGGCAAGCCCAGUCUCACAGAUAUUGAGCAGGAUUUGAAGAAGAAGAAGUUGGAGGAGAGCAAGACCAAGUACGUGGCCAAGGUGUUCGAAAAGCCCGUCAAGGCGCCCAAGCAGCCAAAGCCAGAGAAGCCGCAGGAGGAGAAGGCGGCGCUAUCCAAUGGCAAUGGUUCUUCCAAAGCAGAAGGGAAGGCAUCUAAGAAGCGACAGCAGGAGCUUCAGAAGGUGAAAAAAACUCCGGAAACAGAUCAGAAAGUACCUAAAAGCGAGUCACCAUCCAAAGUUUCCAAGCCAACGGUAAAUGGUGGCGCUUCUCCCGCGACGCCUGAGCGUAAGCAAAACUUGAAAAAGUCAGCCACUCCGAAGACCCCUUCCAAGCUAGUGAAUGCACCUCACGAAGACAAAGUACCCUUGCUGGAAGGUAAGCCCAUCAAGAAGCAGAACAACCUGAAGAAAAAGCAGGUGGGGCAACUGAAGAAGUCGAAGGCGAGCGGGAAAGAGGGAAAGAAGCAAAAGUUCAAGAAGUGAACCUUAGAGAUCCCUGUUUAAUUUAAGAGUAUAAAUUAAGUUGGGGCAGUCCCCAGGCGAUUACUAUUUCCUGUUUACUAUUGAGAACUUUUUUAGCCGAAAUUCGAUUUUUAAAAUACAACAGUGCUGUAAUUAACGGUCGAUAUAAACAAUAAAUGCUAAUAUAGUCACUAA
Molecule: messenger RNA, 2883 nt
Organism: Drosophila kikkawai
Lineage: Eukaryota; Metazoa; Arthropoda; Insecta; Diptera; Drosophilidae
Biological process (GO): rRNA base methylation; maturation of LSU-rRNA
Cellular component (GO): nucleolus
Molecular function (GO): RNA binding; rRNA (cytosine-C5-)-methyltransferase activity
Source: RefSeq, a predicted model, not a curated record